Molecule: messenger RNA, 3993 nt
Organism: Colletotrichum tamarilloi
Lineage: Eukaryota; Fungi; Ascomycota; Sordariomycetes; Glomerellales; Glomerellaceae
Exons: 5
Coding region: 1-3993 (1330 amino acids)
Source: RefSeq, a predicted model, not a curated record
AUGGAAGGACUUUCGACUCCACUGUACUGCGACAUUGAACAGCGUUCCAGGACCCCGACUCGAAUUCCCACCUUUGCGUUAUGUGGCUUUGGUCCCGUUGCUUCACCCAUCGAACCUUUGCCAAAGAAUGACCAGAUGUCUUCUCCUACAACGACAGUUCGGUACGCGGAUGACCCUGAAGCUAGCGGAUCUCAACGCUGUGACGAUUUUCAACAGCAGUCCAGGCCAAAGUUCGACUUGACAAGUAGAAGGGGCACCGAAGGAGACAUUCGGUCAGCUUUUCAACAUCUUCGAGACCUUUUUGGUGAAUCCAUGUAUUAUACACUGAGCCGUUCUAGCAGUGCACCCUUUACCUCCAGCAUGAGGGCUACGGAAUACUUCAUCUCCCCAGAUGAAAUUUCAACCUCGCUUCCAUUUGGACCAGAGCUCUUUUCCAAGGAUAUGCUCGUUGAAAACGUCUAUAAUGAGAGAUUUCAGCUGAUGGCAGGCCCAAAGAAUUUUCUAUUGCACGAUGUGGUUCCAUCUGAUUCCUCUCAUAAUUCAAACAGCAACCUCACACCAUCUGGACCAUCCGGUAUCUUGGAGACAGGCCCUAUUGGAGACUACAGAAGUGGACUAUCCCCAUCACCUUUCCACGCUGUUGAGAGCUCGCUCACAGAUCAUUUCGACUAUGGAGUUGACGGAGAGAACACCUACCCUGUUCGAACGCAGCUAUUGUGCAGUCGGUCGAGAAGCUUUUCUCCGCCUCAUUCCUGCGAGCCUCUCGGUCAGUUCUCUGAACAGUUCCCGUAUACAAACCAGCGAGACCUCUCCUUGACAGAUGUUGCUUUCAAUGCACCAGGAUAUCUUCAAAACGUGAACGAUAACAUGGAGGCACAGCUACAUUCGGUUUCUUCUACGUGGCCGCUCGCUGCCGUUGCAGAGGAUCCCUGUCAGAAUCCUCCCCCUACUGAUUCCGGCUAUGAAUCGUUCCGUCAUCGUGAUUCCUUCCUCAAUUACCAUCCCUGGGGCAUAACAGGAGGCUCUUCUACACCAAGUAGGACUAUCAGAAAGGACUUCGACGCGAAGACUUCAUAUUCUGCAGCAAGUACCGUCGGUAGAGGCCCAGCGGAUCAAUACGUUGCCGAAUUAGCCAGCGACAUUCGCCAACAAUUAUUCCAUCGUUCAGACAUCAAGGCUUGGCAAUCGGUGCAGUCGAUACUUCCAGAAUUGAUCAAGGCCUUUGCAAUUCAAGUUGGACUCGAUUCAACGUCCCAGAACCACAAAAGCAUCAUGUACUUCAUACAUAAACGCGGCCGUCAAAUCGGGUCACGGCUUGUGUCUAUGUCGGAUGAGUUGAUUAUCGACGCUUCACGUGAAAGUGUAGCUGGCAUGUCUGUAGAGGAUAAGAUUAGCCUUUGGAACAGCAAGGUGGGCGUGUCAUGUCCUUCACCGCCCCAGCAGGAUCGAUUCCAGGGGAUUGAAGAUACAGAAGAGGACGCUUUGGGGCCUGUCCCAAUAUCGGAAUACCGCGAUAUUGUGUUGAAGGGCAAUCCAUUCAAGUGUCUGGUCGCACGUCUGAAUAAUGAAAUGAUCUUGCAGUGGGACCAAGACAACUCUAAGAACAAUAACGUACGAAAAGAGAUCCGACAGAAGAUACUCGAGUGUCUUCCAACGGGCAGAAUCAGCAAGAAGCAUUCACCAAAGAUUCAUCAAGUCAGAUUUCGGCUUCUUGGAUGGCCGUUCACUCCUGCGUCUGUAUGGCAUCCAGCAAAUUACGAAGCUGAGGUGCUCGCCCCUCAAUCGAUUUCAGAGUCUCUCAUUGUUGCCUACUGCACAGAAGAAAGUCAAGCAACUACGAUUACGAAUUACUUGGAGCAAGUGUGGCCAUCGAGUUGGAAUAGUUUGUACGACGUGCUACAGAUUCACCCAGUCAUCAAUGGAUCGGGAGAUUAUGUUUCUGACAAAACUCACACUGUUGCCGUGCAAGAUGACCCUAGUACGUUUCUGGGAGCUAGGCUUGAAGGCAAGGACUUGGUCAUCACCGUAAAGGGGUCCUCCUACUUGAUUGCCGAGUAUGGCGAACAACUUGCGUGGCUCUCUGCGGCUAUUCCCCGCCCUCUUGACGGCAACGUAUCCAACCGGACUCCUUGCAUUCAUCAUGAAAGUGCCGAUGAGGCGAGAUACCACGACCCCGGAACAGACGUGUAUGAUGCCAGCAAAGGCAUUCAUCUCUGGCAGGACGCUUCGAGUGGAAGGAACCCAAGUUGUUCUUCCGUGGGCGACUUGAAGAAAGAUGAAGAAGAAAACUUGGGUUGGGAGCUCAGUUUCAUGGUCGGCCGCCAUAUCCUAGAUUUUGUUGACCGCACAGCGAUAAUACCAGGCCUGUGUCUUCAAGACGAUGAAUCCAGACUGACACCAAGUUCUGGCGACUUAUUGGCUUCGUGGGCCCCCAAGGCCAGGGGCAGAGUUUUUGCAAGAUGCAAUCAGCGUUUGAGAACAACGCGACGCACAUCACAUCCAACUAGUACGGGGCACGAAGAUACACCAUCCCUCUCAAAUCUCACUCCAGAAGAAUGUCGUCGAGACAGUGCAAGUCGCCACGAUGAUCUGGCCGAUGAAUCAGAUAGUCUGUCGUACGACUCUGACUUCUUGUCGAUGUCAGAGGUGUCAGACGAGGUUAACAUUACUCCUCUCUCGAAAGACGAUCCCUUGUACAUUGUUCUCAAAAAUGUCGGAGACACUCUUUUCAAUGAGUGCCAACCCCAAACUCGUGGAGGUACUGCAGGGAGUGCAGACGGUCCUGCUUCGGCCUUCUUGUCGGCAAGUACCCGAAUACAGGGUCCACCUUCAAGCAGCGGGCAGCAGUUUGGCAGGGAGAAACGCAAAGCUGAAGACCAACCUGGAUCAGAGCAAGUGGUCGCUAAGAGACAACGUCAAGAAAGAAAGCAUGAAGUUUUGCUGGCUUGCCCCUUCUGGAAGUCGGAUCCCAUCAGUUACCAUGAAUGUUCCAGGCGAAAACUCAAAAGAGUUCGCGACGUCAAACAACACCUAAACAGGUGUCACACACCCAAACACUAUUGUCAGCGAUGUCUGAGGCUCUUCACAAACGACAAUGCCCUUCGUGAGCAUGUUUCUGCCGAGGGAGGCUGGACAUGUUCCCGCUCCGACUCAGAUACACUGAAUGGGAUUUCACACGAACAGAGCAGGAGGCUUCAUCAAAGGUCAACCCCUUCAACGUCAGAUGAAUGUCAGUGGUUCGCAAUGUGGGAAAUCAUUUUUCCCGGGAAGCAUAGGCCUCGAUCUGCAUAUAUGGAUCAUGAGAUUUCCGAAGAUCUUGCAGCCUUCCAAGAGCAUCUAGAUUCCCGAGCGGGACCGGCCCUUCACGAAGCGUUGGAGUCGCGCGGAUUUAUUCCGGGUCUUACAACAGAGGAAGAAAGACAACUUGUACAAGGAGUCAUUAGUGAUGUACUUUACAGGCUGCGACAAGAUUGGACGUCGAGCCGAUCUGUCAUUCCACAGGCACCACACUCAGCGCCUUCCUUGCCCCAGACUCCAUACAGCAACAUUCACGCCAGCAGUCUCGGGACGCCAGCUGCUGCUUCUUCAGUAGACAGUGCUAUUGUGUUGGGAUCGUACAAUAGCUCAGCCAACCCUGCGACAGCCCAUACAUUCGGUCCAUUGCUGUCGAACUUAUUAGCCUCCAGAGGCGUGCUGAGCCCACCCACGAGCGCACCACCAGCUACGACAGGUACUGGAACACGGGUUGGUAGCAGGUUGGAACUCACCGGCUUGAAUACCACGAGCCUCGGUGAGCUCCCCGUAGACAGUUUCGGUUGGGAUGGAACAGCUGAGAUGUUUGAUGCAGGUUUAAUGGGCGACUUUACCUUCUCAGUACCGCAGGACAACAUGAACUUGGGGGCAGUAGACAUCCCGUCAUGCUUCAGUAUGGGCGUCGGAGCCGAGGAUCAAAUUACGCUCCCUAGGAUGGAAGGAAAUGCAGAGGACAUAUGA